Molecule: messenger RNA, 2232 nt
Organism: Pimephales promelas (fathead minnow)
Lineage: Eukaryota; Metazoa; Chordata; Actinopteri; Cypriniformes; Leuciscidae
Source: RefSeq, a predicted model, not a curated record
AUGCCUAAAACACUCGAUGAAAAGGGUUCAGGGGGCCAAAGCGGACCCGAGGGUUCAGGGGGUCAAGGUGGAUCCGAGGGCUCAGGGUGCCAAGGUGGAUCCGAGGGUUCAGGGGGCCAAGGCGGACCCAAGGAUUCAGGGGGCCAAGGCAGACCCGAGGGUUCAGAGGGCAAAGGUGGAUCCGAGGGUUCAGGGGGCCAAGGCGGACCCAAGGAUUCAGGGGGCCAAGGCAGACCCGAGGGUUCAGAGGGCCAAGGUGGAUCCGAGGGUUCAGGGGGCCAAGGCGGACCCAAAGGGGAUCAGGGGCCAAGGCGGACCCGAGGGUUCAGAGGGCCAAGGUGGAUCCGAGGGUUCAGGGGGCCAAGGCGGACCCAAAGGGGAUCAGGGGGCCAAGGCGGACCCGAGGGUUCAGGGGGCCAAGGUGGAUCCGAGGGUUCAGGGGGCCAAGGCGGACCCGAGGGUUCAGGGGGCCAAGGCAGACCCGAGGGUUCAGAGGGCCAAGGUGGAUCCGAGGGUUCAGGGGGCCAAGGCGGACCCAAAGGGGAUCAGGGGGCCAAGGCGGACCCGAGGGUUCAGGGGGCCAAGGCGGAUCCGAGGGUUCAGGGGACCAAAGCGGACCUGAGGGUUCAGGGGGUCAAGGUGGAUCCGAGGGUUCAGGGGGCCAAGGCCGACCCAAAGGGGAUCAGGGGGCCAAGGCGGCCCGAGGGUUCAGGAGGCCAAGGUGGAUCCGAGGGUUCAGGGGGCCAAUGUGGACCCGAGGGUUCAGGGGACAAAGGCGGAUCUGAGGGUUCAGGGGGCCAAGGCAGACCCGAGGGUUCAGGGGACCAAAGCGGACCUGAGGGUUCAGGGGUCAAGGUGGAUCCGAGGGUUCAGGGGGCCAAUGUGGACCCGAGGGUUCAGGGGACAAAGGCGGAUCUGAGGGUUCAGGGGGCCAAGGCAGACCCGAGGGUUCAUGGGGCCAAGGCGGAUCCCAGGGUUCAGGGGGCCAAGGCAGACCCGAGGAUUCAUUGGGCCAAGGCAGACCCGAGGGUUCAAGGGGCCAAGGCAGAUCCGUGUGUUCAGGGGGCCAAGGCAGACCCGAGGGUUCAGGGGUCCAAGGCGGAUCCGAGGGUUCAGGGGGCCAAGGCGGACCCGAGGAUUCAGGGGGCCAAGGCGGACCCGACGGUGCAGGGGUCCAAGGCGGACCCGAGGAUUCAGGGGGCAAAGGCAGAUCUGAGGGUUCAGGGGGCCAAGGCAGACCCGCGGGUUCAGGGGGCCAAGGCAGACCCGAGGGUUCAAGGGGCCAAGGCAGACCCGAGGGUUCAAGGGGCCAAGGCGGACCCCAUGGUUCAGGAGGCCAAGGCAGACCCGAGGGUUCAAGGGGCAAGACCCGAGGGUUCAAGGGGCCAAGGCAGACCCGAGGGUUCAGGGGACAAAGGCGGAUCUGAGGGUUCAGGGGCCAAGGCAGACCCGAGGGUUCAUGGGGCCAAGGCGGAUCCCAGGGUUCAGGGGGCCAAGGCAGACCCGAGGAUUCAUUGGGCCAAGGCAGACCCGAGGGUUCAAGGGGCCAAGGCAGAUCCGUGUGUUCAGGGGGCCAAGGCAGACCCGAAGGUUCAGGGGUCCAAGGCGGAUCCGAGGGUUCAGGGGGCCAAGGCAGACCCAAGGAUUCAGGGGCCAAGGCGGACCCGACGGUGCAGGGGUCCAAGGCGGACCCGAGGAUUCAGGGGGGCAAAGGCAGAUCUGAGGGUUCAGGGGGCCAAGGCAGACCCGCGGGUUCAGGGGGCCAAGGCAGACCCGAGGGUUCAAGGGGCCAAGGCGGACCCCAUGGUUCAGGAGGCCAAGGCAGACCCGAGGGUUCAAGGGGCCAAGGUGGAUCCCAUGGUUCAGGAGGCCAAGGCAGACCCGAGGAUUCAGUGGGCCAAGGCAGACCCGAGGGUUCAAGGGGCCAAGGCAGACCCGAGGGUUCAGGGGGCCAAGGAGGAUCCGAGGGUUCAGUGGGCCAAGGCGGAUCCCAGGGUUCAGGAGGCCAAGGCGGACCCGAGGAUUCAGUGGGCCAAGGCAGACCCGAGGGUUCAAGGGGCCAAAGAGGAUCCGAGGGUUCAGAGGGCCAAGACGGACCCGAGGGUUCAGGGGGCCAAGGCGAGGCGAGGAUUCAGGGGGCCAAGGCGAGGCGAGGAUUCAGGGGCCAAGGCGGACCCGGGGGUUCAGGGGGCCAAGGCAGACCCGAGGGUUCAGGGGCCAAGGCGGACCUGA